GUGUGUCUCUAGCCGCCGGAGGAAGAUGAGGCUGAAGAUUGGGUUCAUCUUACGCAGUUUGCUGGUGGUGGGAAGCUUCCUGGGGCUAGUGGUCCUCUGGUCUUCCCUGUCCCCGAGGCUGGACGACCCAAGCCCGCUGAGAAGCACGAGGGAAGACAGAGAUGUCAAUAACCCCAUGCCUAACCGAGGAGGCAAUGGAUUAGUUCCUGGGGAUGACAGAUUCAAACCUGUGGUACCCUGGCCUCAUGUUGAAGGAGUAGAAGUGGAUUUAGAGUCUAUUAGAAGAAAAAACAAGGCCAAAAAUGAACAAGAGCACCAUACUGGAGGAGAGAACCAGAAAGACAUAAUGCAGAGGCAGUAUCUCACUUUUAAGCCUCAGACAUUCACCUACCAUGAUCCUGUGCUACGCCCCGGGAUCCUCGGUAACUUUGAACCCAAAGAACCUGAGCCUCAUGGAGUGGUUGGUGGCCCUGGAGAGAAUGCCAAGCCAUUGGUUUUGGGACCAGAAUUCAAACAUGCAGUUCAAGCCAGCAUUAAAGAGUUUGGAUUUAACAUGGUGGCAAGUGACAUGAUCUCACUGGACCGCAGCAUCAAUGACUUACGGCAAGAAGAAUGCAAAUAUUGGCAUUAUGAUGAAAACCUGCUCACCUCCAGUGUUGUCAUUGUCUUCCAUAAUGAAGGAUGGUCAACCCUCAUGAGAACAGUCCACAGUGUCAUUAAAAGGACUCCAAGGAAAUAUUUAGCAGAAAUUGUGUUAAUUGAUGAUUUCAGCAAUAAAGAACACUUAAAAAAACAACUAGAUGACUAUAUUAAGCUGUGGAAUGGCCUGGUGAAGGUAUUUCGAAAUGAGAGAAGAGAAGGUUUAAUUCAAGCACGAAGCAUUGGUGCCCAGAAGGCUAAACUUGGACAGGUUUUGAUAUACCUUGAUGCCCACUGUGAGGUGGCAGUUAACUGGUAUGCACCACUUGUAGCUCCCAUUUCUAAGGACAGAACUACAUGUACUGUGCCUCUAAUAGAUUACAUAGAUGGGAAUGAUUAUUCCAUUGAACCACAGCAAGGUGGGGAUGAAGAUGGUUUUGCCAGAGGGGCCUGGGACUGGAGUUUACUAUGGAAACGCAUUCCUCUAAGCCACAAGGAAAAGGCCAAAAGAAAACAUAAAACUGAACCUUAUCGAACAAUUUGCACUGUGCCGAUUAUAGAUGUCAUAAAUGGCAACACUUACGAAAUUAUACCCCAAGGGGGUGGUGACGAAGAUGGGUAUGCCCGAGGAGCAUGGGAUUGGAGUAUGCUCUGGAAACGGGUGCCUCUGACCCCUCAAGAGAAGAGAAUCAGAAAAACAAAAACUGAACCAUAUCGGUCUCCAGCCAUGGCUGGUGGAUUAUUUGCCAUUGAACGAGAAUUCUUCUUUGAACUGGGUCUGUAUGAUCCAGGUCUCCAGAUUUGGGGUGGCGAAAACUUUGAGAUCUCAUACAAGAUAUGGCAGUGUGGCGGCAAAUUACUGUUUGUCCCCUGUUCGCGUGUGGGACAUAUCUACCGUCUCGAGGGCUGGCAAGGUAAUCCUCCGCCCAUUUACGUUGGGUCUUCUCCGACUCUGAAGAAUUAUGUCAGAGUUGUAGAGGUUUGGUGGGAUGAGUAUAAAGAUUACUUCUAUGCUAGCCGUCCUGAAUCAAAGGCAUUAGCGUAUGGGGAUAUCUCAGAGCUGAAAAAAUUUCGAGAAGAUCACAACUGCAGAAGUUUCAAAUGGUUCAUGGAAGAAAUCGCAUAUGAUAUCACCUCACAUUACCCUUUGCCACCCAAAAAUGUUGACUGGGGAGAAAUCAGAGGCUUUGAAACUGCUUACUGCAUUGAUAGCAUGGGAAAGACAAAUGGAGGCUUUGUUGAACUAGGACCCUGCCACCGGAUGGGAGGGAACCAGCUUUUCCGAAUCAACGAAGCUAAUCAACUCAUGCAAUAUGACCAAUGUUUGACAACCGGGCCUGAUGGAGCAAAAAUUAUGAUUACACAUUGUAAUCUAAAUGAAUUUAAGGAAUGGCAGUACUUCAAGAACCUGCACAGAUUUACUCACAUACCUUCUGGAAAGUGCUUAGACCGCUCCGAUGUCCUACAUCAAGUGUUCCUCUCCCAUUGUGACUCCAGUAAAAUGACUCAGAAGUGGGAAAUUAAUAACAUCCACAGUGUUUAGAAAGAAUAAAAAAAACCCAAUAACCUACCUACUGACAAGUAAAUUUCCCCAGGACUGAAAACCGCCUGAAACCUGCUGCAACUAUUAUUAAUUCUGUACAGCUCCAAACCCAGAACCUCCUGAUCAGUUCGAAGGACAUUGAUAAACUGUGAUUUU
Molossus molossus (Pallas's mastiff bat) is the source of this 2338-nucleotide messenger RNA. It is a transcript of the gene GALNT7, whose product is annotated as polypeptide N-acetylgalactosaminyltransferase 7. Gene Ontology annotation, cellular component: Golgi apparatus. The record is from RefSeq and is a predicted model, not a curated record. The transcript has 13 exons. Bases 26 to 2182 code for a protein of 718 amino acids. NCBI's taxonomy places the organism in Eukaryota, Metazoa, Chordata, Mammalia, Chiroptera, Molossidae.